AGGAGGAGGAGAGGACAGCAGGGAGAGAUGGGAGUGCUGUAAUCCCGGGGGGAGGAGGGAUGGACGGACGGACCGACUCUACGCACAGAAGCUCGGAGAUUCACACUUGACACCAAAACACCGCCAUCAUAACCAUCAUCGGAAGCGAUGUCUGAGCGCGCGUGAAACACGGGCGCGCGUCCAUCUGAAGUGAUGAGACAGAAGCGCGCGGCUGGAUCCGUCUGUCAGCUUGUAUAAUGGAGAGCUCCAAUGGCUCCGACACCAAACCGCAGAGCCAUCAUCCUCAGGUGGAGAAGAAGAGGUUAAACCGCGCGCCGUCCCCUGCCAGACCCGUCCUCAAGGAUGUCCACUCGCGGACGGCCAAACCGAUCGUGCCAAAAUCACCCAAAUUCAACAAGCAACAAGCGCCGGUGACGCCUCAGAGCCGCGUCCCGAGACGCACCGUCCCGGGCGCGAAGGACAAAACCGCAUCAGCACCUGCAAAAAGCAACACCAAGCCCGCCUCAGUGACAAAAAAACCCGUUAAGGUCACUCAGCAUGCAGCGUCCGAACCCAAACCGGCCAGUAAAGCUGCUGAGUCCGCGGCUUCGCAGAUCCCCAAAAGCAAGGGGAGACCUGCCCCCAUACGCGUGCCCACCGGACGCGGCGUCUGUCAGACCGACAGCAGCUCGGAUUUGUCCGACUGUCCUUCCGAGCCGCUGUCCGACGAGCAGAGGCUGGUCCAGGCCGCCAGCAGCGACGCGGAUUCGGGCAGCGGCUCGGGUUCGAGUGAGCAGGCGGCCGCAGCGGCAGGAUCUCGGGCUGCACCUGCUGCUGCUUCUGGUGCGCGCUCGGACAAACGCAAAGCCGAUAAUAAAGACGCGCAGUUUAAACCCGACGGGAUGGAGAUGGCCCAGGACGAGCUGCUGAGGGAGAUCGAGGACCUGCGAUCGGAAAAUGACUACCUCAAGGAUGAAGUGGAUGAGCUGCGAGCGGAGAUGGAGGAGAUCCGGGACAGCUACCUGGAGGAGGAGGUGUACCAGCUGCAGGAGCUGCGCCGGGAACUGGACCGCUCCAACAAAAAUUGCCGGAUCCUCCAGUACCGCCUGCGCAAGGCUGAACAGAAGAGCCUGCGUGUGGCACAGACCGGACAUGUGGACGGAGAGCUCCUGCGCGGCCUGGAGCAGGACCUCAAGGUGGCCAAAGAUGUAUCGGUGCGUCUGCACAAUGAACUGGAAACGGUGGAAGACAAGCGCACCCGGGCAGAAGACGAAAACGAGCUGCUCAGGCAAAAGAUCAUCGAAAUCGAGAUCUCCAAACAGGCUCUGCAUAAUGAAAUGGAGAGGGCCAAAGAGACUGCUCUGCGGAGGCGAGGCAGUAGAGAAGCCUUCAAAGAUAAGAAGUCUUUAUCUCAGGAGGACAGUGCGGAUCUGCGCUGUCAGCUACAGUUUGCCAAGGAGGAAUCGGCUCUCAUGCGUAAAAAGAUGGCCAAACUUGGCCGCGAGAAGGAUGAGCUGGAACAGGAAUUGCAGAAAUAUAAAUCGGUGUACGGCGACGUGGACAGUCCUUUACCUUUGGCGGAGGUGACCGGCGGAGGCCCACACACCACCCGCGAAGCUGAGCUACGACUGCGACUUAAACUAGUAGAAGAGGAAGCAAACAUCCUGGGAAGGAAGAUCGUUGAGCUGGAAGUUGAAAACCGCGGUCUCAGAGCAGAAAACGAAGACUUGCGUAGUCAAUAUGAAAGGGACUGCUUUGGCCGCGAACCCUUUUCCAGCGUCCCUACCUCACCGUUUGGCGGCGAUGCGCUCGAGUCCGCGAGUGAACUGCGCAGACAUUUACAGUUUGUUGAGGAAGAAGCCGAACUCCUGCGGCGAUCCAUUUCUGAGAUCGAAGACCAUAACAAACAGCUAACAUCCGAGCUCAACCGUUUCAAAUUUGGCCCCAGCCAAUCCGAGCGGGAAUCAGAAGGUGCUGAAGGUGGACUCAAAAUUGUGAAUACAGCAGGUAAUGGUUUUUCAAGCAGCACACUUCAGGACGAACUAAAAACCGCUAGACUCCAAGUCAACGAGUUAAGUGGGAAAGUAAUGAAGCUUCAAUAUGAGAAUCGGGUGCUAAUCUCAAAUAUGCAGCGCUGUGAUUUGGCCGCACAUUUGGGAAUGCGUACUGGUAGCCCACGGGACAGUGAUGUGGACAGUGACGCUGGCCGAAGGGAACCAGAUGAAGAUGAAACGGCAAGGUUAUUGCUUCUUCAUCCCAAACGUGAAGGUCCCGUCGGCGGAGAGAGCGAUUCCGAUGAUUUAUUUGAACGUACGGCUACUUCAGGAUUCGCCAGUGGUGAAAAACCUUCCGAUUCCGGCGAACUGGGAGUAAUUGAAUUGGCUCAGCGUAGACGGGAAGACAAGGAGGCGUUAAAUAAUAUCAGACGGGAAGCUGAGAGACUUGGGAAAACAGUGGAGCGGCUUAUAACGGAUACGGAUAGUCUCAUCCGGGAAGGUCGACUGGUUGUUUUGGGAGGAGAUCUUCUUGAGGGUUCGGAGUUUAGGGGGGACGGAGACUCUGCUGAAUCUAAUCAAGACUCUCAGGUGCUGGACUCCAUUAAUGCACGCAUGAGGACUUUCCGCACGGAUCUCCAGCAAUUCAUGGAUAAAGUGGAGCAUCUAGGGGAGGGUUUACGGGACCGGGUGGAUGACCUAUCCCCAAUGCCUAACCUCACCGAAUCUAGCAGCUUCCUUUCUACGGUUACCUCCAUGUCCAGGGAUUCGCCAAUCGGGACUUUUGGAAGGGAUCUAGUGACGGACUUCCAGUCCGGGCGCAGGGAGGAGCAGGAGAGCUGUGUAGACCGGCCCAGAGGAGUCGCGGGACUCUCUAGAUACACCAGACCACACACUUUCAGAUCCGAGUGCUGGGAUUUUGAGACUGGUGUUCUGUGUUCUGCUGGGGUCCAGUUUCGUGACCCUGUCCUGCCUGAGCUGGGAACACCAACCCGAGAGAUACAGCUCCGACUGGAUCACGAGAGGAGGAUGAGAGCUGGAGCAGAGGAGAGAGACAGCUUUACUUCAUCCAUCACUCAGGAGGAGGAGAAGAGGCGUGCAGAGCUCCGGAGAGGACUCGAGCUUCAGGGGCUUCAGUCUCAUGAGCCAACAUGGCCACAGGAAAGAGGCCUGCUGCAACAGGAAGUGAGGUUGUUUCGCCACAACAUGGUGAUUGUGUACAUGAAGCUGCGCUGGAUCCUCAUGCACUGGAGACUCGGACGCAGGACGGACACCGUGGAGGAGGGAGCACAUGCUGAGUAUGAACGACUGGAGAAUAUUCCAGAACUGGGCAUUAUGACCGAUCAGGGUGACGGAGACACGGAGCGGGAAGACAAAGUGUAUCCUCAAAUCACAGGAAGUGACAUCACAGAGCCAGGGCCAACUCUGCUGCCGUCGCCAGAGAGAUUCCAGUACCAGAAACAGGCGUGUGACAGUCGGCGUGUUCUGCAUGCGCUGCGGUCUCUGCUGGAGGAGUUCAGGGCGGAGCUUCGGGAGGAGGCGGGGCGACGCUGGCAGCUGCAGCAGGCCUUAGCCAAUGAGAGAGCGGCAUGGGAAAUACAGCGCGCUGAAAUGAGGAGUCACAUCAACACGCUACAGGAUGCCAGAGGUGACUCUACUGGCGCAGAUGAAGGUGCAAUCGCUGCAGAUGUUUUACAGCAGGAGCGGGAGGAACAACGCCGCCUACUGGCUGACAGUCACAGCACGGCACUGGAGCUGCGCUGGAAACUGCAGCAUGGAGAAAAGCGCUGGACUCGAGAGCGCAACGAACUUCUGGAGCGCUUUGAGAAAGAGCGGCAGGAAUGGGACCGCAGCUUGCGGGACAUGCACCACAAGAUGGAAAAGAUGCAGAAAGAUGCUCUUCAGUCAGAUGAGGGCGCAGCACAUGUCUUCUCCCCUCAGGAAAGCCCUUGUAAGGCUCCCAGAUCUCCACGUUCCCCCUGCACCGCAGCACACACUCGCUCACACUCGGACUCGGAGGCCACACUGGAGGAGAAGGGAGCGGUGGGAAGACCCAGGCCCUGUGAGGGACCCCGGCCCCCAGAGAGCCUGUUCCUGGACGCCCUCUCCCUGGACACCCUUAGCGAAGCGGAGGUUCCCCCUCCAUCACGGCUGGAGAGCGAAAAAAGGUUCCCCCACCUGAAGGAAGUAAGAGACCGAGCGCUGAAUGAGAUUUCUGAGAUUGCGGAUCCUGCCAUUUACCCUGAAGAAGAGAAAAGUAGUGGCAGCCUACUCAGGGCGAAGUCAGUUUGCUCCAUGAGCGACUUCCAACGUUUAAUGGACAGCUCUCCCUUUCUACCAGACAAGAGCAAGUCUGGUGAGCAUGGGCGGGAUGAUGUGACUCCUCCCCUUUCUCCAGAUGACCUCAAAUACAUUGAGGAGUUUAAUAGUAAGGGUUGGGAUCUGCCCACCACCUCUCUAGCCACUUGCCCCAUUCCUGGACCAGUAAUCCCCUCUCCAGUGAUUGAGGCCUGGGCAGAGAGAGCAGAAUCCCGAAGGGCAGAGUCUACUUCAGAAGCAUUCCAGCCAGCCUCUUGGUUCCUGACCACCAGCGCUACCUUGACCACCAACACCAUGAGUAGCCCUGAGUACUGCCAAAAGGUCCCAGUCAGGGCAGCUCAGGGGAGCGACCAGUUUGGGGUGCAUGUUCUUCACAGUCCGUCUCGAGGGGAACGGUCAGCUCCAAGUCCCUCUGAGCAGGAAUACAUGUUCUCCAAAGUGACCAAAGUAAAUGCAGGGGAGGUGGUAGGAGGUGCAGAAGAGGUUUUUGGAGGAAGGUGGCCAUGUGAGCUUGGGAGUCAUUUGGAGCCAGGACUUAGGCCUGGAGAGCGUCCCUCAAUUUGUGCGGCAGUCGGCUAUACCUCAUCAUUAGAGCUGGAGCUGUCACGCAAUCUGAGCGAUGAUAUGAAAGAAAAAGCAUAUUCCGCCCGCAAUGCAAUCCGAUCAUCUUCUACCACUGGAUCCAGCCCUCCAGAAAGGCAGCUACGGGAUAUGGCGUGCCAGACGAAUGGUCUGACAUCACGUGGAACACAGACUACCCAGACUAUCAGUGUGGGACUGCAAACGGAGGCUCUUCGCACCCUCACAAGCAGCCCUCAUCGCUGUCUCACCCCAAAAGGAGGAGGCUCCACUCCCAUCUCAUCCCCUUCACGUAGCCUAAGAAAGAUGCAGUACUCUCCAGUUGUCCAGGCCAAGUUUGAACGCCCAUGCUGUUCUCCAAAAUACGGCUCACCCAAGCUUCAAAGGAAACCUUCUAAUGCUAGUAAAACAGAACAGCCCGUCAACCAAACCCGUGCUCCCACCCCAACAACUCCUGUCCAGCAACAAAAAGGCAAUAACGAAUCCGCUUGGGCUCGUUCUACGACCACCAGAGAUAGUCCCGUUCACACCACCAUCAAUGACGGCCUCUCCAGCCUCUUCAACAUCAUCGACCACACGCCCAUCGCUUACGACCCCAUGCAGAAGUUCAACAAGUCCCCAAGCCGCUCUCGUCCCACCGAAUCAGGGCCAGCAGAGCCCAAAUCUCCCAGUGUUUGUGCUGCACAGGGGCCUUUGAGGAACUCUCGGGGCCGGUCCCCAAGCCCUGUGCAGCUGAUUGUAGAGACGCAGGGCGAGAAAACUCCAGAGGUCAUUAGCAUCAGACAGGACCUGUCUGCUCCUCCGGGCUACACGCUAGCAGAGAACGCAGCACGGAUAUUGAAUAAGAAACUACUGGAGCAGAGCUUCAGGGAGGAAAGGAGGCUUUCUGCUUCAUCCGCAGCUGUCCCGAACAGAACCGGAGACUCAGAGAAACCAGGAUGUCUUGAGGAUCUGCCACGUUCUCCUGUGGCUCCGCCUCUGGACUCCUGCUUUCUGCGUCCUGCUCGUCCUGCCAAUCGGCGUCCUCCGUCCCGCUGGGCGUCUCACUCGCCCUCAUCCUCGCCCAAAUACAGCGAGCGCUCAAAACGGUUCCUCUUCCCUUCGCCCAUCAGACCCGUUCAGACCAUUCCGGAGACUGAGGAGCCCGGCCUGGAGACCCUCCUACAACCCUGACCAGCCUAAACCACAAACACACAUGCUUCUGUUAGCUACACCUCCACUAUUUCAUUACAGAUAGAACACUGACCUUAUUCAGCUGCCAUGAUGAUUCCAGAAUGAGCAGUUCACUUCCAGUCAAACACUUUGAAAAGGUACGUUUAAAGGCACUAUACAAAAUAAACUCAUUAUUAUGAAUAUUAUCAUUCACUUGGGUGUGUUGUUCUGUUGCUUCAAAACCCACAGGAAAAAAACUAAUUAUAGUAACCCAUAGUAGAUACAAUAGUGUUUUUGAACCAUGCUAUGGUAAAGUAUGUGAAUAAAUCUGUUGCAUUAAUUCUACAGUUGCUAUAGAAACGCAACAGCUAUAGUAAUUGAUCUGUGGUAGUAAUUCUAUAGUUGCUAUGGUAACAUAACAACUAAAGUAAUUCAUCUGUGGGGGUAAUUCUGUUGUCGCUAUGGUAACAUCACAACUACAGCAAUUUAUCUGUGGUAGUAAUUCUAUAGUUGCCAUGGUAACACAACAACUAUAAUAAUUGGUCUGUGGCAGUGAUUCUGCAGUUGCUAUGGUAACACAACUAUAGUAACUGAUCUGUGGUAGUAAUUAUAAAGUUGCUAUGGUAACAACUACAGUAAUUGAUCUGUGGAAUAAUUCCUAAGUUGCUAUGGUAACACAACUAUAGUAACUGAUCUGUAGUAGUAAUUCUAUAGUUGCUAUGGUAACACAACUAUUGUAAUUGAUCUGUUGUAGUAAUUCUAUAGUUGCUAUGGUAACACAACUAUAGUAAUUGAUCUGUGGGAGUAAUUCAAUUGUUACUCUGGUAACAACAACUAUAGUAACUGAUCUGUGGUAGUAAUUCUAUAGUUGCUAUGGUAACAACAACUACAGUAAUUGAUCUGUGUUAGUAAUUUUAUAGUUGCUAUGGUAACACAACAACUUUAGUAAUUGAUCUGUGGCAUUAAUUACAUUGUUGCCGUGGUAAUAACUACAGUAAUUGAUCUGUGGUAGUAAUUCUAUAGUUGCUAUGGUAACACAACAACUACAGUAAUCGAUCUGGGGUAGUAAUUCUAUAGUUGCUAUGGUAACACAACAACUACAAUAAUUGA
Danio aesculapii is the source of this 7133-nucleotide messenger RNA. Its product is annotated as microtubule cross-linking factor 1. The coding region runs from base 237 to 6044 and encodes 1935 amino acids. Gene Ontology annotation, biological process: regulation of autophagy. The transcript has 16 exons. NCBI's taxonomy places the organism in Eukaryota, Metazoa, Chordata, Actinopteri, Cypriniformes, Danionidae. The record is from RefSeq and is a predicted model, not a curated record.